AUGGUGUGGACGUCUCGGGCUUCUGGCGUUCCUCUUGCCCUGCUCCCGCUGCUCAUAGUCCUGUGUGCAGUGCCAGCAGACUCCAGCUCUUGCCCAAAGUGCUCUGCAGAAGCCCUGCUCAAAACCAAACAGAUGGCCAUCCACAUCAAGCAACCCACGCAGGCGCUCUUCAAAUCCUAUCUGACUCGUGCGCGCCUGCUGAAACCUUUCUAUUGCAAGAUGCCAGUGCUUUGGUUUCCACGCCGCAAUAUCUCUAGGCAGCCAGAGAGCACAAUGUUGCAGGAGCUGUACAGGACUCUGGUGCACAUGAAAGACUCUCUCUCAGUAAUCAGAGAGCAACAAAAGGCCUGGGAUCAUCCGGACUCUCCAUUGCACCAGAAACUGGAAGCAGCUUGGCUGUCAGCCUCUGGACUUCUGAUCAACACUGGUUGUGCCCUCUGCCUUCAGGAGCUUCCUCCAAGCAGCGUCCCUCCUCUGGUGAGACCUACAGAGCCUUCAACCUUUGACCAAAAGCUCAGAGGAUGCCAGGUGCUUUGGAACUAUUCCAAACUGAUUGCUGGGUUGGCCAAGGUCUUUGAAAAGCAGUUAAAUCAAGGAGGAAGAUCGGCACGGGAGGGAAAGAGAAGCAGAACACAGAGACAUGGUGCUACUUUCUGACUGACUCAUCAGAAGUGA
Molecule: messenger RNA, 675 nt
Organism: Hemicordylus capensis (graceful crag lizard)
Lineage: Eukaryota; Metazoa; Chordata; Lepidosauria; Squamata; Cordylidae
Biological process (GO): oncostatin-M-mediated signaling pathway; immune response
Cellular component (GO): extracellular region
Molecular function (GO): oncostatin-M receptor binding; cytokine activity; leukemia inhibitory factor receptor binding
Source: RefSeq, a predicted model, not a curated record